Molecule: messenger RNA, 1794 nt
Organism: Ectocarpus siliculosus
Lineage: Eukaryota; Phaeophyceae; Ectocarpales; Ectocarpaceae
Source: the annotation of a GenBank genome assembly
AUGCGGUUGCUGAGAUGGCGCUGCGCUCUUUUGAUCGCGACGCUGGCCGCCAGCAAUGUUGUCAGCCCUGCAAACAGUCAAGACUCAUCUCUCACUUCGGCCGGCGACGACGUCGAGGACACCAGCAGCAGCUCGGACCCAGCCCCGAAGCCAACGCCUGCCGUCGCGGAGAUAGACCCUUCCGAUGACCCCCCUUCAGAUGAUACUCCGAGCCCUGUUGAGGAGGAGGAAGAGGAAGAGGACGAGCCCACCCCGAGUCCGGUCGAGGAGGAGGAAGAUACCCCGGCGCCUGUGGAAGAUGAGUCUGUCGAUACACCCGCACCUUCCACAGAGGAGGAGGACGCACCCGAGACUCCAGCCCCGGUGGAGGAGGAGGAGGAGGAGAAGACGCCAUCCCCUGUAGAGGACAUCGAAGAGACGCCGCAGCCGACUCCGGGGGAGGAAGAGGCGGAGGAAACGCCUACGCCGGUAGAGGAAACACCGUCCCCGGUUGAGGAAGUCGAGGCAACGCCCGCGCCGGUUGAAGAAGUUGAAGAGACGCUGCAGCCGACUCCAGAGGAGGAGGAGGACGAAACGCCCUCGCCGGUAGAGGAAACGCCGUCCCCGGUGGAAGAACUUGAGGAGACACCGCAGCCGACUCCGGCGGAGGAAGAGGCGGAGGAAACGCCGUCCCCGGUGGAAGAAGUCGAGGAGACACCGCAGCCGACUCCGGCGGAGGAAACGCCGUCCCCGGUGGAAGAAGUCGAGGAGACACCGCAGCCGACUCCGGCGGAGGAAACGCCGUCCCCGGUGGAAGAAGUUGAGGAGACGCCGCAGCCGACUCCGGGGGAGGAAGAGGCGGAGGAAACGCCGUCCCCAGUGGAGGACAUAGACAAGCAAGAGACGCCUGCGCCAACCGAAGCGGAAACCCCGGAGCCCACGGAGCCGGCCACGCCGGAGCCGACGGUGCGAUGGACGUACGCCCCCGCGGACCCUUGGACCGAGUCGCCAGAAACUCCCAUCCCCGUUGCCGACGAACUAACCGAUGCCCCUGUCAUCGACGCCACCGAAAAUCCGGCCUCGGCCGAAACUCCCGCCCCCGUUGCCAUCAUAACCGAUGCCCCUAUCAUCGACGCCACCGAAAAUCCGGCCUCGGCCGAAACUCCCGCCCCCGUUGCCAGCGAACGAACCGAUGCCCCUGUCAUCGACGCCACCGAAAAUCCGGCCUCGGCCGAAGCUCCCGCCCCCGUUGCCAGCGAACGAACCGAUGCCCCUGUCAUCGACGCCACCGAAAAUCCGGCCUCGGUCGAAACUCCCGCCCCCGUUGCCAGCAUAAUCGAUGCCCCUAUCAUCGACGCCACCGAAACGCCGGCCUCGGCCGAAACUCCCGCCCCCGUUGCCAGCGAACGAACCGAUGCCCCUGUCAUCGACGCCACCGAAAAUCCGGCCUCGGUCGAAACUCCCGCCCCCGUUGCCAGCAUAAUCGAUGCCCCUAUCAUCGACGCCACCGAAACGCCGGCCUCGGCCAAAACUCCCGCCCCCGUUGCCAGCGAACGAACCGAUGCUCCUGUCACCGGAGAGACCGGAAGGACGGCCACGGGAGAAACUCCCACCCCCGUUACCGACACCCCCGUUACGGCUGAUCCAGUUGCUCAACCAGAGACCGAACCUCCUACGGGAACAGCCACGCUCCUCCCAACUGUAGAUCCCACUUUAGCGCCCACCGUCAAGUAUGAUCAGAGCGCAGCUGUGGCGGUUCCGAUGCGAGCGACGACCGGCCAACGAAAGGUUUUUCCGGGAACCACCGCGCGAUAG